GAACACUAUUUUAAACACUUUAUUAGAAUGCUACUCAAGUAAUAUACAACUAAAUGUAUUCAAAGUCUGUGUUUUGGUUUAUACUUCAAUCACCAUUUCAGAACAAGUUUCAUUCAACUAUAGACACUUAAAUCCAAUAUUUUAUUUCAUAGCCGUGCACGCACUCUAGAAAUUUAGAUCACCUGAUUAGCCAGGAAUGGGAACAGCAACCACUCAGUACACAAAUCCAGAGUGAACUGACAAAAUCUGACAAAUCAUCCUGUUUAUGUACGAUCCUAGUUCAAUGGGUCAUAAAAUAAAAGACCACGCAGCCUGGCUUAACCCCUCCAACAAUCAGGUACCAAGUAAAAGUAAAUCUCUUUAAUUUUCACCCGAACUUAUUACGUAUUGUCUACAACAUUAUCCAAAGUUUUGGUACCUGUCUAAGUCGGCUAUUGUCCAAAACAUGACGUUUUAACUUGUAAAAUGUGGAUAACAAUGAGGGUAAUUACAACAUUUUAAGUUCCACGUUAUAUUACCGACCUUCGGGAGAAACAAUGUUAAUAGGAUUAUCUGGGAUGUAAUAGGAAUUUGAAUACCCUAUUCGUUGCUUAUUGGCAAUAGGAAUUCAUUACGGUAAUAAAAAUAUAUCAUAAAGUUUUUGAACCACGCAUGCCUAAGCUAAAAGAAGUAAUGCUUGAAUCAAUUGGAAAUACAUUAAUUAACACUUGUGAGUUAUUUUUAUCAAAUAUUGAAAAUUAUUACUACACCGUUCUAAUGCCUAUCUUUUUGAUUUGCUUAAAUUGUUUGAAAGAAAGAAACAAAAAUUAGAGAUAGGUGAAGCUUAAUUUACGUGGUAAUAAAGUUUGACAUUAAGGUUCUGAAUUGUAUACUUUCAUUCACAAAUUCGUAGCUGUCCCUAUACCACUCAUAUGUUUACCUUAGACAUCCCGAUAAGUCCUAUAGAUGUUAAUUUAAAUUAUUUAAUUGGCUUGAGUGCCUCUUGCUAAUUAUAAAAAAAAAACAUCAAUUGUGUCUCGCGUGCAACGGGUUAAAGUAGUACUGGAUUUUGUUGGAAACCUAAUAAGUACAAUGUGAUUUUACAAUCCCAAAAUCAUAUUUUUCAACCAUUUCGGCAAUGGUUAUCGUUAUGGUUUUUCUUAGAAAUGUAUAGCUUUUCUUCUCGCUAAUUCCUAUGCAUAUUGUUCUUGUUUUCAGAAAGCGUACCUGCUUACUGAUAAGAAUAAUAAUCCUGUCACACUCGAUACUAUAAUCCAGGGAUGGCGAACCUUUAUUGACUUGCCAAAUCAAAUAAAAAACAUAACUACAAUUAUAGAGGCGUUCCUUUAUGACAAAAAGUUAACAUGAAAAGGUAAAAGAUUAUGAAGAAUAUACUUGUCUUUGAUUCGAAAAUUUUCUUAAAAAAUUAUAACAUUAGCGCUCAGAUAUCUUAAUAAAUAGGCUCUGUUCGGGAUAUGGGAAAUAGUUCUCAUGUGAUCUGAUUGAAUGCACGAGUACGUGGUUAUGGUACAUAAUUUCAAUUGAAAACUUGCAAAAUAAUGGUGUGCCCAAAUUAUUUAGCUGCGUUCCACCACGGGCACGCGUGCCAUUGGUUCGCCAUCCCAGAGAUUACAGUAUAAUCUCUAUACGUAGAAAACUUUUAAAGUUUUUUUUAUUACUCAUUUAUUUUUGCAUACCUAAGUCUACAGUUCUUCAUAAUUUACUUCACUUUCAGGAUUUUAUAUAGGUACAACACCUGUGUAACUAUAUUAGUUGAUGAUAUAGUUAUUAUUUCAUAUGAAGGUAUUUCUAUAUUUAGAUACUGACAUCAUUCAAGUGUCAAUUUAGUUCUUGAAUUACACAGUUCGAAUAAAACAAACAUGUUGAGGGUGCAACAAAUUAACUUCAAAAUAACGGUUCUCAAGAAUGAACAAGAUUCCCUAUGUCGCUUGUCUAAUGCAGUUCUCUAUGAUUUCUAUUAGCAUUUUUUUGCUUGCACAUCGGGUAGGGUCUUCGAACGUUAGGGCAAAACUACGCUUUGUAUUGUCGUGAUUCCUUACCUGAGAAAUGUGCAAUACAACCGGCAAGGCUCAGUUUCAUUUUGAACAUCGUUAAGAAAGGUGAAUCUAUGUGCCAUGGCGUCGAGGGUUUGGCUCUUGGUAGAGUGGGUGGACGAAAGCAAUGUGUUUCCUUCAUAUGGUGUGGUGAACGUGGAUACCUUGGCUUACGAUGAAACGGACCUGCAUCCUGGAAAUACAAUUUUCAUGCGAGUGAAACAUGAAAAUCCUCGACGCGCAAAGAUUUUGCGGAUAUCAGAAAGCAAACGUUAUGUCAAAGAACAAAAAGAGAUCCUGGAACGUCAAGAUCAGCAAGUUAAGAAUGUUCUGCAACUAUGUAUGCGGACGAUCAAAGAAAUGAAAUCAGAUAAUUCGUUUAACGCACAGCAGCAAACCGGUAGCCGUAGCCCUUUACCACAUGUGGUGGUCGCGCAAAAUGACGAUAGCGACAGUGACAGUGAUUCGGAGGAUACUACUGUUAAAGUUAACCGAAGCCGAACUCGCAACUUCAAUAAGUCAACACCAAAAUGCACUCCCCAGUAUAAUCGUAAUAAUGCAAGUACUGGAAAACAUAUGCGCAGUUCAAUGAAUGCAAAUACUGUUAGACGGCGGUCUAUUGUGAGCAGCACGCCACUUCCUUGUAACAGCGCACAGAACAACGUUAGACUAUGUUACGACCAGGGCACACAAACAGAGGAAGUAUUUUUGAAUCCACCAGCAUCAAAAAUCGAAGAAAUGGAAACAGUACUCAAGAAUCUUUAUACAAGAUUUCAGUCGCUUAUAUCCCAAGCAAAUGUGAUAUCCAAUGGUUCAAUAUCGAUGUCAGAAUCUGAGCAUAACGAUGAGGUUGCUUACAUCGAGCAGAAUGGAGACUCUUGGGUGGAUCAAAACAAUACAGAGUAUGUUCAGCAAGACAAUUUGAUAUCCGCUAAUAUUGUUGAUGACGUAGGUGCAGAGGAAGUAAUAGAAGAUAACCCUGGGAAUCAAACAGCAAACAGUUUGAAUGUAAAAUCUGAAGAGAAAGUUAAUCCUAAUACCUUUCGGGUGCGCAGAAUGUCAGCACAAACGACAAAUAACAUUGAAACUUCCACAGAUGCUGAUUUGGUACCGAUCGGCAAUGGAAACGCUAAGGUCCCUUCGAGAGUCCUGAAUGACAUUGAUUGGAAUUCAUAUACUUCCGCAACGAGACAAUUAUUGCAAGCGAUCUUCCCGCGAAGAGUAUUGGCGACACACUCGCUGACAGGGAAGCAGUCUCCAGCCUUCUUGAAUAGACCCCCAAAGAAAAUUUUAGACCCUCAACUAGUUGAAGACAUUAUAAAAACUGUUUCAAUGAAAUGUGGCGUUCCUAAGAAUUUGGUGAGAAACAGCAUAACAAUAAAGUGCACAGACGAAGCAAAACUAUAUCGUAAUCGGCAACAAUACAAGAAAGUGCACAUGCCGCUGCAGCAAAUUAACAAUGAAAACAUUCCACCUUCAGCACCCUCGUCGGAUGAAUCUCAUGCCGUUAUAAAUUAAACGCCAUAAAUUGAUUUGAAUUAAGUAAUUCUGCAAAUGUUCGUCUCAUUCAGAAUAUAAUAAUAUUCUUGAGAAGUUAAUAGUUUAUGGCUUUUGCCAGAAAUACGAAAACCUCAAAAUACGAUAAACAAACAGUGCAUGAUACUUGCAAUUGAGUGCCAGUAACUAUUACCAAUUAGUAUUUACCCCCAAAACCCAGAAGAAUACCUCUAUAUAAAUAGGCAACUCUCUUUCCGGCAAAAGCAAUAACUUAUUAACUUAACGCAACUUUUUAAAACAAAUUGUAUGUUUUUCAAUAUCUGAAUAUUAUUUAAAUUACUGUUACCCUUUUGUAUUUGACGAAAAUAAAGAACCAUUUUAACGUUUUAUAAA
Messenger RNA from Helicoverpa zea (corn earworm), 3923 nucleotides. RefSeq lists its product as uncharacterized. The transcript is spliced from 8 exons. Gene Ontology annotation, molecular function: DNA binding. The record is from RefSeq and is a predicted model, not a curated record. The coding region runs from base 2115 to 3551 and encodes 478 amino acids. NCBI's taxonomy places the organism in Eukaryota, Metazoa, Arthropoda, Insecta, Lepidoptera, Noctuidae.